Melitaea cinxia (Glanville fritillary) is the source of this 899-nucleotide messenger RNA. RefSeq lists its product as uncharacterized. The transcript is spliced from 3 exons. Bases 31 to 690 code for a protein of 219 amino acids. The record is from RefSeq and is a predicted model, not a curated record. NCBI's taxonomy places the organism in Eukaryota, Metazoa, Arthropoda, Insecta, Lepidoptera, Nymphalidae.
UCAAAAAAGUGUUUCACAAAGGAAGAGGUAAUGAUUUUUUUAAAUUUAAUAGAAGCAAACAAAAUUAUCACCAGCAAAUUAACAAAUGCAAGGUGUAAUUCUCUAAAAGAGGAAGCCUGGAAAAUAGUUACACUUAAAUUUAACAACUCCAUCUCGAGUUACCCUCGUACAACAGAACAGUUGAAGCUUAAGUGGGACAAUUUAAAAAAGUCUGUUCGAAAAAGGAUUCAUAAUCUCAAAAUGGGUAUAGAAGUUCCUGAAUUUAUGCAAAACGAUGAAUGUUUGGAUAGAGUAGAUGCUAUUUUAAAUUCAAAGUCUGACGAGACAGAUCUGCCUUGUGAUGGUGGAAUUUUUGACACAACCAUAAGUGAAGAUGAAAAUUAUUCUAAGAAACUUAUUUGGCUACCUGAAUCUGGAAUGAAAAGAAAAAUUAACCCAUCAAAUUCAAAUAUUGUUAAACCAAAAACCUUAAAAAUGAGGCAUAAUGAAAUAAUGUCAAGGAUUACAAGAAAUAAGAAUAUUGCAGAUUAUUAUUUAUAUAAAAGGAAACAAAUUGAAGAAGAGUUAACGGGAGCCAAAGAGAAGUUAAAAUUAGAGUUAACUAUUUUAGAUAUGCAAAAAAGAAAACUGGAAUUGGAAAUAGAAGAAUUAAAAAGUAAAAAAGUAGUACUUAAGAUAUCUCCAGAGUAAAAUUAUCAUUACAGUAUUAAAAAUACAAUAAAGUGAAAAAAUAAUUUAUUUAAUAAAUUUUAAAAUUUUUCUGCAUUUAUCUUUUAAUGAGAUAACGAAUUUUUGUUUUAAAGUUAUAAGAUAGCAGAAUUAACGUUAAUUAAAUCCUUUAAUUUCUGGAAUAAGAAAGUAAAUGUAAAUAUUGUCUUUAAUAUACGAAUUUGAGCAAU